Seminavis robusta is the source of this 3520-nucleotide messenger RNA. Lineage: Eukaryota; Bacillariophyta; Bacillariophyceae; Naviculales; Naviculaceae. The record is from the annotation of a GenBank genome assembly.
GGGGGCUGUACGGUAUGCAUACUUGUGGCGAUCGUGUCAUUGCUGCUUCAACUACGUAUGUACUGUGUACCAGUAGUACUCGGCGAAUGUCAUAGACCACAAAAAUUGCUUGUCGAACAACUUCGCCGAGGUCUGACCACAUCACUGAAAGUUCCGACGGAAUGAGCUGGUUUCAUCAUUUUUUUCACCCCAGAGGAAGCUCAUAGUUUGUUUUUUGCAGCAAACAACUCUUUUAAAAAAAGGUACUAAAGUCCAGAUAAGAAGAUGUGCUCGGCUGACCAAGACAAUCAAGAAUCUGAGGUUGGAGGAUGCGAGAAAAUAGGCAACUGGAUCGAUGACUUGAUUCGAGAUGUGUUUUACAAGAUCGGCAAGUUUGUGUCCUUUCGGCCGUGGACCACGAUUGGCUUGACCAUGCUGAUUGGAAUUGGAUUUGGAGGAGGCUUUGCAGUGCUAGAGUCCGAAAAUCGACCAGAAGAACUUUGGGUGCCUCAGAAUACUCUGGCGGAAAAGGAACAGGAAAUGUACCUCAACUACUUUCCCCCAACCACCAGAAUCAACACCAUGAUCAUUUCAAGCAAAUCCCCAAACAACCAGAAGAAUGUCCUAACUGAAACAACCAUCCAAGAUGCUCUCAGUCUCCAACAAGAAAUCCACACCACUCCUUCCAAUUUCAACAAUGACACUUUCACUGCCAAUUCCACUCUAGUGGAUCUCUGCACCAAAGCUGGGGGAUCUUGUGCGUCUUCUUACGACGGAGUUUGUCAGUGCCUAAUGUCUGGAAUUCUCAAAAUGUGGAACUAUGAUCUUGAAACCUUCAACAAUGAUCCUGAUUUCAUGGACACUCUCAACCAGUAUGGAUCCAAAGAAGAUCUCAUGGCGGUGCUGGGAAAUCCUACCUUUGAUUCCUCUGAUCAGCUCGUCUCUGCAGAAGCUUUCACUGUCACUUAUUUUCUAGAUGACAGAUCCUAUGUGCAAGAUGGAUCCACACAAGAUCCCAUCAAUGAACAGUGGGAACAAGAUGCCUUUCUCGACGUCAUUCAAAAAGACCCCACUCCUUACACCAACGUCAAUAUUGCCUACUUUUCUACACGCAGUUUCAGUGAUGAAUUCGGAGGAGCCAUUACGGGAGAUCUCAAUCUCGUACAGAUCAGUUAUCUCGUCACGUUUGUCUUUCUGGGAGCCACUUUGGGAAAAAUCAAGUGCGGACCGGGUUCCCGUUGGUCCAUGUCCAUUGCCGCCGUUGCCAUGAUUGGACUCUCCACCAUUGCAGGAUUCGGACUCAGUGCUCUCAUUGGACUAUUCUUUGGACCUGUUCACUCCCUCCUUCCUUUUAUUCUACUCGGAAUUGGUGUCGACGAUUGCUUUGUCAUUGUCAAUGCAUUUGACCGAGAACGAAAAGUCCCACGCAAACACGAAGAUGACGAAGCACUCGUAGAACGAUGUGCUAGAGGAUUGUCGCGAGCAGGAGCUUCCAUCACUGUCACGUCCAUGACUGAUCUUGUCGCUUUUGCCAUUUCAUCCACCAGUGCAUUGCCCGCGCUUGCCAGUUUCUGUGCCUACGCUUCCAUCUCCAUCACGUUCCUAUGGUUCUUUGCUUCCACAUUCUUCACUGCAUGUUUGGUACUCGAUGAACGCCGUCAACGAGGAAACCGACGCGAUUGUUUCUGUUGCUUGACUCGCGGUAGUGGUGGCAACGACAACGACAAUGACAACAACGAUAAUGAAUUGACCGAAGAAGACUUGAACGAUAACCAGGAAGGCAUUGCAUCCACAUACUUUCGCAAGUACCAUGCACCCGCCAUUCUAUCCAAGCCCGGAAAGGCCAUUGUAUUGCUCAUCUUUGCUGGAUUGCUCGGUUUUGGAAUCUAUGGAGCCAUCAACCUCAGUGUCGAAAACACAGAAAGAAACUUUAUCCCAACCGACAGUUACAUCAUCGAUUACACCGACGCCGCCGAUACUUGGUUCAGUGACGACGGGACUUCUGUUUAUUUCAUCUUUGAAGAAACACAAGCCAACAUUGGCAAUGGCAUCUACGACAAGCGCGUCGAAUUGGCCGAUCUCGAUCAACGUCUGACUGAAAAAUCAACCGCACCUCCUUACAUUGCCGAACCCGUCUCGGCGGAUGCCUACCGCAAUGUCAUGACAGGACUCGAAGAAUAUCUCAUCGCGGAAGGAACCGAUGCCAUUGGAAAUGCGACACUGGGAGCCGAUGGAUGGCCCACUAAUCAAGAAGACUUUGUCAUGACCUUGGAAAACUAUGUCAACUUUGGGGCUCCAGGAUCGCAGUACAGUCAGGAUGUCGCCAUGGUCAGCGAUGCGGAAACCCGCGAAACUCGUCUUGAAGCCAUUCGUGUGGAAGCGGAAUACGUUCGAUUGACCAAGGAAAAGCGUGGAGAGGUCAUUGAAGAUUCCAGCAAACAGAUUGAAGCCAUGGAUGCCACUCGUGCCAUGCAAGAAUCGUGGACGGAUUUGCCCCCAUCCUUCACAUACAGCAACAUCUUCUUGGCCGUCGAGGGAUUCAAGGUCAUUCAGCAAGAAUUGUUUUCCAAUGUUGGACUGGCCAUCAUGUCCGUCGCCAUUAUUGUGCUCUUGACCGUGGGCAGUUUCACCACCACCAUUUUGAUUACUUUGAAUGUUGCCUUUUGCAUCGUUGAGAUUCUUGGGUUCAUGUGGGCCAUUGGAAUUGCCAUUGACUCGGUCAGUGUCAUCAACAUUGUCCUUUCCGUUGGUUUGUCGGUGGAUUACAGUGCCCACGUUGGACACUCCUUCAUGCUCAAGGGAGGCAACAACUGGGAUCGUCGUGUGACGGAGACGCUUGCCGAUAUUGGAGCCGCCGUGCUGUGCGGUGCGACCUCCACCUUUUUGGCCGUUGCCGUUUUGUUGGGAUCUAGCUCGUACGUGUUCAAAGUUUUGUCGACUCAGUUUGCGUUGACAGUGGCGUUGGGAGUGUCACACGGUUUGGUGUUGCUGCCCGUGCUGAUGUCCCUGGUUGGCCCAAAGCCCUUUGCUGCGGCAGAAGACCUUGACGCCCCCGUGGCCGGAGGCAAGAAGGAAGACAACGAUGACGACGUGGAGAUUACAAAGAAGGUGGACAAUGCUAGCUCGGAGGAAGAUGAUGCUUCCAUUCCCGUUCCUGUUAUGGUGGAAGCCGAAGUUCCUGCAUUAACUCGUGUCGAGAGUGAUGCCAAGAGCAUUGAAGUGUAGGAUCCGAAGAUGAUCAGCCUACACGUUUGUAUGCUGCGACUGUGACUCCCACACCAAGCAGAACGAUCGCCAUCCAGGCAGUCAUGCCAUGCCAGGACGAGAGUUUGCCAUUUUUCAAAGCAAGCAGCAAGCCAACAACCAAUGUCCUUUUUGUAUGCAUAUCCCCUCUUCUUUCCUCUGUACAAAGAACGAACCCACAAACAUCCUUAAUGAAUACAUGUAAUGAAUGUCUAUACCUACUAUCCUUCUAGAAAACAACUGAAUUCAAUACUAGUAUUAUAAUCGAGUGUGCAACCAGAAUCGUUUUCAUUGGCUG